Chaetomium strumarium is the source of this 3525-nucleotide messenger RNA. RefSeq lists its product as uncharacterized. The record is from RefSeq and is a predicted model, not a curated record. NCBI's taxonomy places the organism in Eukaryota, Fungi, Ascomycota, Sordariomycetes, Sordariales, Chaetomiaceae. The coding region runs from base 91 to 3513 and encodes 1140 amino acids. The transcript has 3 exons. Gene Ontology annotation, molecular function: heme binding; 2 iron, 2 sulfur cluster binding; nitrite reductase [NAD(P)H] activity.
AACCUUCCUAACUACUACUACUGUGUUGCUUGAUACCCUCUACUGUUGUCUGCUGGAUUGUGCCGCACCAAUCCCUUGGCCUCGCCCAACAUGGCGGUGGGAGCAAGGAAACGGAUCGUUGUUGUCGGCCUGGGCAUGGUCGGCAUCAGCUUCAUAGAGAAACUGUUGAAGCUGGACGCCCGGGCGCGGGAAUACAACAUCACCGUCGUCGGCGAGGAGAAACACGUGGCGUACAACCGUGUUGGGCUGACAACCUUCUUCGAGCACCGGAAGGUCGAGAAGCUGUACCUGAACCCCCUAGAUUGGUAUGACAGCAUCCUCGACGGAGCGCUGAGCUACCACGUCAACACCAAAGUCACCAAGAUCGACCGAGCAAGGAAAGCAAUCAGCUGCUCGGACGGCAAAGAGAUCGAGUACGACAUCCUCGUCCUGGCCACCGGCUCCGACGCGAUCCUCCCAAAGUUCCUCCCCAACCACGAUGCCACCGGCGUCUUCGUGUACCGGACCGUCGACGACAUCGACAAGCUCAUAGCCUUCUCGGCGUCCCAGAAAGGGACGGUUGGCGCUGUGGUGGGCGGCGGCCUGCUGGGUCUCGAGGCGGCCAAGGCGCUGAUGGACCUGGAGUGCUACGAGAAGGUGAAGGUCAUCGAGCGCAACGGCUGGGUGCUGAGCCGCCAGCUGGAUGCCGACGCGGGCGCCAUGGUGGUCGACCAAGUGCGGGCCCUCGGUGUUGACGUGCUGCUCAGGAAGGCCGUGAGCACGAUCGAGGUGGACGAGCGGCACAACGUGACGGGCAUUACCUUCGAUGACGGGGACUCCUUCUCCUGCUCGACAAUAUGCUUCGCCAUCGGCGUGCGGCCCAGGGACGAGCUGGCGCGGCAGGCGGGCCUCAAGUGCGCGGACCGCGGCGGCGGCAUCAUCGUCGACGACUGCCUGCGAACCAGCGACCCGGACAUCUACGCGAUCGGCGAGUGCGCGAACUGGGAGGGCAUGACCUUCGGCCUGAUCGCGCCGGGCGUGGAGAUGGCCGAUCUGCUGUCGUUCAACCUCACGCAGGCGAAGCUGCACCAGCCGCGGCUGUACAAGCGCCCGGACCUCAGCACCAAGUUGAAGCUGCUCGGCGUCGAGGUGGCCAGCUUCGGGGACUACUUUGCCGAUGUGGAGGGUCCCAAGUACCUGCCCGCGAAGGCCAAGAGGGCGGCAAACGGAGCCAACAGGGACAAGGGGACCAACGGCACAUCGAAUGGCGCCAACACGGACCGGCUGUCCCCGUCGCUGGUCAAGGCGCUGACGUACCGAGACCCGUUCCAGAACGUGUACAAGAAGUACAUCUUCACCACGGACGGCAAGUACCUGCUCGGCGGCAUGAUGAUCGGCGACACGAGGGACUACGUCAAGCUGGUGCCCAUGGUCAAGAACCAGAAGGAGCUGGACAUUCCGCCGUCGGAGCUCAUCCUCGGCGCGAAGAAGGAGGGCGGCGACGACGGCGACGACCUGGACGACGACACGCAGAUCUGCAGCUGCCACAACGUGACCAAGGGCGACGUGGUGAAGGCUGUCAAGGAGGGCGGCUGCACGUCGGUCGGCGACGUCAAGACGUGCACCAAGGCCGGCACGGGUUGCGGCGGCUGCGUGCCGCUGGUCACGUCCAUCUUCAACAAGACCAUGCGCGACAUGGGCAACGAGGUCAAGAACCACGUGUGCGCGCACUUCGCGCACAGCCGCGCCGAGCUGUACCAUAUCGUCAUGGUCAAGCGGCUGAAGACGCUGGGCGAGGUGAUGCGCGAGGCCGGGACCGACCCGCACAGCGCCGGGUGCGAGGUGUGCAAGCCGUGCCUGGCCAGCAUCUUCGCCAGCCUGUGGAACAAGCACGUCAUGGACGGGCCGCUGCACGGGCUGCAGGACACCAACGACCGCUUCCUGGGCAACAUCCAGCGCAACGGCACCUUCAGCGUGGUGCCGCGCAUGGCCGGCGGCGAGAUCACGCCGGACCGGCUGCUCGUCAUCGGCCAGGUGGCCAAGGACUAUAACCUGUAUACCAAGAUCACGGGAGGCCAGCGCAUCGACAUGUUCGGCGCCCGCAAGCAAGACCUGCUGGCCAUCUGGCAGCGCCUGGUGGACGCGGGCAUGGAGAGCGGCCACGCGUACGCCAAGUCGCUGCGCACCGUCAAGAGCUGCGUGGGCACGACGUGGUGCCGCUUCGGCAUCGGCGACAGCGUGGGUAUGGCCGUGCGGCUGGAAGAGCGCUACAAGAGCAUCCGCGCGCCGCACAAGCUCAAGGGUGGCGUCAGCGGCUGCGUGCGCGAGUGUGCCGAGGCGCAGAGCAAGGACUUCGGCCUGAUCGCCACCGACAAGGGCUUCAACAUCUUCGUGGCUGGCAACGGCGGCGCCAAGCCGAAGCACGCCGAGCUGCUGGCCAAGGACGUGCCGCCCACCGAGGUGAUCCCCAUCCUCGACCGCUACCUGAUGUUCUACAUCCGCACCGCCGACAAGCUGCAGCGCACCGCGCGCUGGCUCGAGGCCCUGCCGGGGGGCAUCCAGUACCUGCGCGACGUGGUGCUGCACGACAAGCUGGGCAUCAACGCGUCGCUCGAGGCCCAGAUGCAGGAGCUGGUCGACUCGUACUUCGACGAGUGGGCCGAGGCCCUGCGCAACCCGGCCAUCGCCGCGCAGUUCCGCCAGUUCGCCAACACGACCGAGACGGUCGACGGCGUCGAGCCCGAGCAGGACCGCCAGCAGACCCGCCCGGCCAUGUGGCCUAGGGACAGCAACAACAACAACAACAACAACAACAACACCUCGCAGGACUCGCAGGCGGCGGCGCCAAAGGAAGACUUUGCGGGCUUGCGGGAGCGCUGGUCCGAGACGACCUGGCAGCCCGUGCUGGAGGCGUCGUACUUUAGGGGCGCGGAUGCGCUGCCCAACGGUAUUAGCGCCACGAUCAAGCGGGGGGACACCCAGCUGGCCGUGUGGCGCUUCAAGGGGCGGUACUAUGCCACGCAGCAGAUGUGUCCGCACAAGCGGGCGUUUGUGCUGUCGGAUGGUUUGCUGGGCGAGGAUCCUGCUUCUUCUACAUCUUCUGAAUCUUCUUCCGGAGGGGAUGACAACAACAACAACAACAAAAACAAAAAGGCGCCGUGGAUCUCCUGCCCGCACCACAAACGCAACUUCGACCUCUCCUCGGGCGCCUGCCGCAACGACGCCGACCCGAACAUGUCCAUCGCCACCUUCGACGUCGAGGAGCGCCCCGACGGCAUGGUCUACCUCAAGCUGCCGCCCGUCGACGAGCUGGAUGCCGCGCUGGGCACCAAGCGCUGGAUGGUGCGCCGCGGCGAGGCCGGGCCGGGCCAGUUCGCCGAGGUCGACAAGAAGAUCGGCUUUGUCGGGCAGCGGGCCAAGAAGCCUGGUGUCAAGCCCGUUGGGAAUAUGAUGAGUACCAUGAGUAUGCGGAAGCCGGUGGAGUUGAUGAUGGGUGGUAGUGCUGGGGCGUGUGGAGCGGCGCCGGAGUGGUAGACGUUUUUUUUG